This is a messenger RNA of Camelina sativa (false flax), 688 nucleotides long. Its product is annotated as MYB-like transcription factor TCL1. Gene Ontology annotation, molecular function: transcription cis-regulatory region binding. Lineage: Eukaryota; Viridiplantae; Streptophyta; Magnoliopsida; Brassicales; Brassicaceae. Gene Ontology annotation, cellular component: nucleus. Gene Ontology annotation, biological process: regulation of DNA-templated transcription; cell differentiation. The record is from RefSeq and is a predicted model, not a curated record.
CAACACAUUGAAUAUGUUGGUUAUUUAUAGUAUUUUGAUUAUUUUGAAUCUAGCAUUACUGAUAUAUAUUCUUCUUCCUGCAUAGACUAUAAGUGUGGUCAAGUAUUAGACUUACAGAGGCAGUUCGUAAGGGACCUCUCUUUCCUCUUCUUCACAUCUACUUUUCAGUUUCUCUCUAUAACAUUUAUCUUCUUCCAUUGUCCAGCACUAAUGGAUAACACAAACCAUAUUCGUCGCCCUCACGACGGUAAUCAACCCAAGAUCAUUCGACAUAACUCCCAAGAAGUGAGUAGUCUGGAAUGGGAGUUUAUCAAUAUGACCGAACAAGAAGAAGAUCUCAUCUUUCGAAUGUACAAACUUGUCCGGGACAGGUGGGAUUUAAUAACAAGGAGAGUCGUAGGACGAGAGGCGAAGGAGAUAGAGAGAUUUUGGAUUAUGAAAAACUCUGACUAUUUCUCCCACAAAUGAUAGCGCUGCGACAUCCUCCAUGUGUUUCCAUGUCUCAUCCUCAUUAAUUUUUGUUUUUGUGGACAAAAAAGCUUUAAUGUAUUUCUUCUUUUUCAUCAGAUAUUCACAUGAUACCUCCAGCUAGUAUUAUACAUUACUUCCAAAUAACUGUGAUCGAAUUAGUAUACUAGUAUAUUGUUAAAAAUGUUUCUUAUCGAGGGAAACAUUUGUGUUGGCUUUU